Echinostoma caproni is the source of this 2310-nucleotide messenger RNA. NCBI's taxonomy places the organism in Eukaryota, Metazoa, Platyhelminthes, Trematoda, Plagiorchiida, Echinostomatidae. The record is from the annotation of a GenBank genome assembly.
AUGCGUUGGCCUGGCUCCCGGUCGUCUCAGUCUUCGUGCCAAUUUGCCGGCAGUCGAGUGUACAGUGAUAUCUUGGCCACGGAAAUCGGAUCAGUCGCGGACUCAGGGACCAAUGAGAAUGAAGCCUUAUCCGCCUCUGGAAGCGGUGUGCUUGGCCUCGGACUACGUGAUUCAUCCAUUCUGGGCUGUAUGCACCAGUCCAAUCUGAUGCUGUAUCACCCUAUCUGUCGAAUUUUCUACGUGUCCCAUGAUUCUCAGGAUUUGAAAAUAUUCAGUUAUAUCGCUCGAGAUAGUCGAACAAGUGUCUUCCGUUGUAAUGUCUUCAAAGCGUAUAAAAAGUCUAGUCGUCGAUCCUCCAAGUCCGCUUUACGCACUCCAUCUGUGACCGCCAGUUCCGGGAGUGAGCAUUCGGAAUCCCCAGACUCCUCGAGGUCAAACAACAAGAAAGUGCGUGCUCGUAAACGCGCUUCAAAUCGAUCACAUCAGGUAUCCACUCACGGUUCGGCGAUUCCCACCCGUAUUAAGGGUAGUGUGACCACACAAGAUCUGGUUUGGAUGUUACAAACUGGUGGUGAUGCUCGGUCGAAUGAGUUCAGUCUAGCCGCGGAGUUAAACUCAAUUCUUUCAGCCACAAUGUCCCCUACCAGUUUUGUUCGAUACCCAAUCGGAGUCGGUCUACCUCAAAGUCGUUCUGUGGAUACAACACUGGCUCGAAUUCUCAUGGAUGAAAGUGAUGUACAAAGCUCGGAAACAACAUCCAAUCUGAUGAUUGACGCUGCCAGCUCCGUCAGUGGAAGUGGUACCACAGGGCUCCCGAACCAAUUGGCUCAGAAUGGUACCCCACAGUUACAUCAGGACUUGGACUUGGUCAACUGGAACACCGGUCUCUCGGCCAACACAACGACGACGUCAGUGGCUGCGGUGGCGGUGGCUGCAAAACAGUUGACAGACAAACCGGACUUGAUUGGCAUUCAAGCGGGCACGGGGACCAAGCCGGAUUAUCGAACUAGUUCUGACCCGAAUGCCCCAUUGGAUGCUGGUUCUGUACACCUCCCGACAGCCGAGACAUCAAGCCACACACCAGGCACAACGAUUCACAGGCCACUGGUCAGCUGCCAGUCUGCAAGUGCUAUGCCUUAUCUAAGUCAGGGCACUCUAAUUGGUACACCUCGAACGGGUAUCGGACAGGGACCUGGGGGUACACCUAUUCCAGGACAUAAGUCAUCUUUUGAUCCGGCCGUCCAACGGACUCCGCAGUAUAUUCAACAAUUAUUCCAACAGAAUCAGGAUAUGCGCAGCUGCCUUACCCAAAUGUCUGACCGGUUGCAACGUCUCGAAUUGAUGGCCACAUCAAGACAGAAAGGACAAAUUACUGAUACUGUAACGGAGUGGCAAACGCUGGGUCGAUCUGGAGCUCAGUCUCUGGGACGCACAAGCACCUCUGUCAGUCAACUUUCCCGUGAACCCCGUGAUUUAGACAUCUAUGAUUCUCUGGGUCAACAAAAUCCUCAUCCAAAAAAGCUUCCCGUUGAUGGUGCUUUGUCAACCGCAACAAUUAACAACUCACGGACCAUGUAUUUCAAACCGCUCAAUCCGUUUCGCAUGCCUCGAUCCAUGUCCACCAUGGCCGGGGUCAAUUUGCAUGCACAGAUGCCCUCGAGAGAAGAUGGAGGUAAACUAUCACGGGAUGAUCCCAGUACGACAGAUGGCUCCUUGUGUAACGGUCAGAAUAGUUUGGGUUCAACAGCCCCCGGGGAUUCAAUAGAUGGAGAGACCGAUGGAUUUUUACAGUUGGCCACUCGACGUGGGACUUCGCACGUGCCCGCUCUGUCCCACUCGAACUCGUUGAAAUGGAACUCAGCGGUGACUCGAAAUAAUCCGUGCGGAAUACCACGUUCAACCAGUGUAAUGGAUUCAUCCUUGUCAUCCCCGUCCACUGCGAUUACUGCUACUCAUGUAACCGAUAAUAUCAUUUUGUCUUCCAUGCCCAUUCACUGGCCCCCUGCGCAACCAAUUGACACGGAUCACAUAUCGGCGACGGACGUCAACCAAUCCAAAUCGAUCUGUUCCACAUCCAAAGGGGAAGGAACCAAUGGCUCGAUUCCUCCGAUUCGACCUGCACCACCGCCCCCAAAACGACGGAAUGUGAGCACAGCUCAAACCGGUAUCGACUCGAUGAAACCCAGUCUAAACACAACAGAGAUAAAUGGGACACAAAGACGUGCUUCCCAGGCCGAGGCUGUCGAUAAUCACGUGCAGAAAAAUGAAGAUAGUUCAAAUCAGGCCGAAAGUUCUUCCAUUCAAAGAUGA